UUUGUGUCUGGUCACUUGGUGGCAGUAUCUGGUCUGGAGCUGCUCUCAGACCAGUUUCAGUCUGUUUCUAAGUUUCCUCUUGAACUUUGGAGCAGACGCAGCGGCAACAGAAGAAGAAGAAGCAGAGGAAGGAGAGGACACAUGAGAAGUGAUCACAUGUGGAGGAGGAGGCAGACGAGCAAACAACAGGCUGCAGCUUCACUUCCUCAUUAUCAGGACUGUUUGCAGAGCGGCCGACGACUCGUUUCAGUCCACGUUGAAACACAGAACAUGUGCAGGAAUGCAACCCUACACCUUCCUGGUGGUUUGUAGAGGGAGCUCCACCCUGCUGCUGCUGCUGGAGUGUUGGUGGGAGGGGGGGUGUUUGCUUGGUUCCAGGGGCGGUGAAACUGUGAAGCUUCACAUCAUCUAGGUGUGGCCUUCAGACUCUUCUCUUGGAUAAAAGCAGGCGAGCCAGUUCCUCCCGCUGAGUGGAAGCGGAGUCAUGGCCGACAGCGUGGAAGCGGAACCAGGUGAGCUGAACGGAGACCAGCCGGUGGAGAGGCUCCAGAGUCCCGACAAGUCUAUCCCCAAGCAGAAUGGGACCGGCGAGGCCCCCCCUGGGAUCAUAGAGGAGCAGGACUCAAAGGCAACGGAGGAAGACCCGAAGGAGUCGGAGGAGACCAAGGAGGCAGAGGUGCCUCAGGAGGACCCGGGGGAGGAGGAGGUGAAGGAGGAACCUCUGGGCCCCGACGACGUGGUGUGCGACUCGUGCAUCGAGAGCCCCUGCAGGGCCCUCAAGUCCUGCCUCACCUGCCUGGUGUCGUACUGCGGCGCCCACCUCCGGCCCCACCUGGAGAACCCCAAGUUCCAGAACCACCGGCUGGUGGAGCCGCUGAGGGACAUCGAGCGUCGGACCUGCGAGAGCCACAAGUGGCCCCUGGAGCUGUUCUGCUGCGCCGACGCCUGCUGCAUCUGUCAGGACUGUAUGACGGAGGAGCACAGGGGCCACAACACGGUCCCCGUGGAGGAGGCCCGCAAACGCAUAGAGAAGGAGCUGGCCGAGAAGCAGGCGGAGAUGGUGAAAACCAUGACAGCGGCUGAGAAUGCCAUCAACAAACUGCAGCUCAACACCGUCUCCAUCGAGAAUUCAGUGACGGAGGUGCGAGCGGUGAUCGAGGAGCAGUUCGUGGAGCUGCAGGCGCUGGUGGAGAAGGCCAAGAGGGAGGUGACGGAGAUCCUGGAGGCGGAGGAGAAGCAGGCGCUGAGGCAGGCCGAGGGCAUCCGGGUCCAUCUGGAGCAGAGAUGCACGGAGCUGAAGAAGACUCAGACGCAGGUGGAGAAACUCUCCAAGAACAAGAACGACGUGGACUUCCUACAGGAGUAUGCAGAGUGGAAGAAGGAGGCCGCUGACAUCUCUCUUCCUGGGGUCUACAUCGGCCUCAUGGACCGUCUGAACUCCUUCAGCCGAGUGAUUGUGGACUCCACUCAGGAGCUGUGUGCGAUGCUGAUGUCGUCCUACAUCGAGAAGGUCAAAGAGACGUGUAAAAGCGAUAAAAUGGGAAUAAAGACGACCGUCCACGAGAUCGUUGCAGCCAAACAGAACAUGUCCAUACCGAACCCAGAGACACGAGACGACUUCCUCAAAUACUCUGCUCAGGUGUCCUUCGACGCAGACACAGCUCACAAGUUCCUCCGUCUGACGGAGGAGAACCGGAAGGUGACCAACACCACCCCGUGGCAGCACCCGUACCCGGACGUCCCGGAGCGCUUCGAGAACUGGCGCCAGGUCCUGGCCUCGGACAGCUUCUACCUGGGACGCCACUACUUCGAGGUGGACAUCCGGGGCGAGGGGACGCACGUGGGCGUCACCUACAAGAGCAUCGACCGCAAGGGCAGCGAGAGCAACAGCUGCAUCACGGGCAACGACUUCUCCUGGUGCCUCCAGUGGAACGGACGCUCCUUCUCGGCCUGGCACAGCGACGUGGAGACGCCGCUCAGCGUGGACAAGUUCUCGCGCCUCGGCGUCUACGUGGACUACAGCGGCGGCCUCCUGGCCUUCUACGGCGUGGACGACGCCAUGACGCUCAUCCACGAGUACCGGGCCGAGUUCCUGGAGCCCCUGUACCCGGCCUUCUGGCUCUCCAAGAAGGAGAACAUCGUGACCCUGGUGGCUCCCGGGGACCCGUUACCUGUGAAGAGCCCCUCCCCUCGCCCCUCCCCUCCCAACUCCCCGCCCACCUCACCUCCCAACGGAGCCGCCGUCGACUCAUAGGGGACGUCAACCUGGAAGAUUUACAAAAAAAAACCUCAAAUGUGGAACCUGGAGCCGUCUCCACGUCAGACUCUCACUUUAUUUUUUAUUUUAUUCUUAGUUUAUUGAAUUGGGACAUUGAUGCGUUGGUCAGUGUCAGUGUAAAUGUACUGGACUUAGCAUGAAUGCUAAUAAUCAGCCGAGACAGGUACAAUAGACAGUUACAGAACCACAUACAGACACACAACAUUAUGACAAAACAUUUAUAAAGAAACAUAUUAUGCAUCAAAUUAAGAAAACUGGAAAUGUUUUUACCUUGGUUUAUGUCGUCCUCUCUCUUUUGGGAGGUGAAUUACACACAAGAUAAUAAUAAUAAUAAAACAGAAGAAAACACACAUAAAACACAAACUGUGAUCAAGUAGCACUGGAUCGUUUUUCACCAUAUUAUUGAAAUGUCAUUUUUCCGCGACAGUCCCGGUGGAAACUCUUGACUUUUUAGACUUGUUUACAGCAGAUUAUUAUUUUUUUUUUGUUACUAAUAAUCUGUGUAUGUUUGGGUCAUAUUUAAACUCCUGUGAAGCUUUCGGGACUACUGUUACUAGGAAUGUUCUGUGUUUUCUGUAUGCAAAAAAUAAUAAUAAUGAUAAUAAAAAAAACAUGUCUGCCUUUA
Messenger RNA from Mugil cephalus (flathead mullet), 2903 nucleotides. It is a transcript of the gene trim16, whose product is annotated as tripartite motif containing 16. Lineage: Eukaryota; Metazoa; Chordata; Actinopteri; Mugiliformes; Mugilidae. The transcript has 6 exons. Bases 485 to 2254 code for a protein of 589 amino acids. The record is from RefSeq and is a predicted model, not a curated record. Gene Ontology annotation, molecular function: protein binding; zinc ion binding.